Echinostoma caproni is the source of this 582-nucleotide messenger RNA. The record is from the annotation of a GenBank genome assembly. NCBI's taxonomy places the organism in Eukaryota, Metazoa, Platyhelminthes, Trematoda, Plagiorchiida, Echinostomatidae.
GCGGAAAGCGCCGGGACUGGCAGACUGUCGGCCUAUCCAUCGUCUGCUCACGACAAUGAUCAAGGCUACGAAGAACGAGUCAAUGCCUUUCUGCGAGGAAUUGGUUCUCGACGAAGGGGCACUCGACAUAGUUACUCUCGUAGUCGCAGCCGAAGCUAUUCUUAUAGUCCCGUUACUCCGGCUCCACGAGGUUAUUCACGCCAUCGACCAGUAGACUGGCGUCGAAAAUCCUCGUCAUAUUCUCGAUCGCGUUCUCGCUCGGUGGAUCGUCGUCAUCAUUCUGGUAGUCGAGACUAUCGGAUGGACGAUGAACCAGAUCGGUAUUAUCGACGUUCGCCGGCUCGGUNGCCGCACUACAAUAGUGUACGACGAAGCGCGUCACGCAGCCGUUCACCGCGUAGCGUGGGCCCACCGAACGAUUACUGGCGUAGACAACCGCGUGCCCCUGCCGCGUACGUCGCCCCACCUACAGAACGUCGUGCUCUGCCACCAGAUGAUCGGGCCUCCAGGCGACGUGAACCUUCCCCACGACCUGUGUCAGCCGGACGUGCGUUGCUAUCUAAUCCUCGGCGCCAUCGCUAA